AAAGUGAGAAGCAAGUUGGGGGUUUUGUCAUAGUGCCGAACUCCCUUUUAACUUUCUCUUCUCUGUCUCCCUCUCUCUCUCUCUCUCUUUCUCUCUCACAAUCAAUCGGAGCUCUUGAUCUUAAUCCUUUGGUUUUUAUUUUUCCUAUGACUAUUAUUCUAAGUUCAUUGAAUCCCCAAACAACUCUGCCUGUCUCUUUUAAUCUUUUGGCUUAAUAUAGAAGAAGAAGAAAAAAAAAAAAGUAGCAGCAGGACACGGAAAAUGGUCAUGGAUGCUUCUGUCUCUCCAAAAUUGGACUCAAAGGCUUCAGAAGAAUCAGAACUCAGACCAUCUGAAUCUCAGGCAUCCAAAAGAAGGAAGGUGGUUGAGAAGACGGUUGUCACGGUGAGGAUAGGCGAGAACAGUGGAAAGCUAAAGAAUGAAGGGCCGCCUUCUGAUUUAUGGUCCUGGAGGAAAUAUGGGCAAAAACCUAUCAAAGGAUCUCCUUAUCCUAGGGGCUAUUACAGGUGCAGUACAUCAAAGGGUUGUUCUGCCAAAAAGCAAGUAGAAAGAUGCAGAACAGAUGCUUCAAUGCUCAUCAUCACUUACACCUCUAGUCAUAACCACCCAGGCCCUGAUCUCCACACCACCAACCUAAUGCAGUCGCCAAAAGAACCCCAAACCGACCACGGUGAUGAUCAGCCCCCGACUCCUAAACAACAACAGCUGCCAGAAGAUCCACAACAAGAAGAGCCUGAAGAAGUACAAAAUGAACCCAUCAAAACGAGCAGUGAUGAAGAUGCAAUCGAAGAGCAUUUUCACUAUCUACAAUCCCCAUUAAGCUCUCCCCGAAAUAUUAUAAUUAACCAAGAAGAUCUUUUCACCGGGAAUCUAGUGAAAACCCACGACAACCUGGGGUUUCUGUUGGAUGAAGAGCCGCUGUCUUGCCCUCAUAUAACAACAUCUUCAACACCAAAAUCAGAAGAAAAUGAUUUCUUUGAUGAACUUGAAGAACUGCCCAUAUCUUCAGCUUUCACAAGUUUAAUGAGAAGCAAGUUUUCCGAUGAAGGAAUUCCUGUUGUCCCUUCUUGAUCUGAGUGUUUCUCAGACUUGGAAAAAUGUAAUUAGGAUGUUUAUAAUGAAGUGAUUAUGCCCCCACUACGAGUGGCUCUAGUUCAGCAUCAUCCUAGUUUUUUUUACCUUUCUUGCUUUUUCUUGUCUGAGGGUUCACAAAAUGAGAAAGUUGGGCACUUUGGCAUGAAAUGUUUGUGGAUUGCUGUCAUUUUUUUUUAUCUGGGAGAUUGGGAUGAAAAUGCUUUUUGGCAGAACGGGGAAAACCUAUCAAGUCCAACGGAUACAGACACAACCACACACGCACGCCCCAAAGAGAGAGAAGAUAGACGGUGGCUACUUUUGUUGGGUGCUAGCUCUUUUGUACAUUAAGUAUUAAUUAAUGAAGCCACGAGGUUCACGCGA
Theobroma cacao (cacao) is the source of this 1455-nucleotide messenger RNA. Its product is annotated as WRKY transcription factor 22-like. Gene Ontology annotation, molecular function: DNA-binding transcription factor activity; transcription cis-regulatory region binding. Gene Ontology annotation, cellular component: nucleus. Gene Ontology annotation, biological process: regulation of DNA-templated transcription. The record is from RefSeq and is a predicted model, not a curated record. NCBI's taxonomy places the organism in Eukaryota, Viridiplantae, Streptophyta, Magnoliopsida, Malvales, Malvaceae.